UUCAUUCACUCCCUCGACAUGGACGCGCCAUUGAAGGAACUAGCGAAGCUAGAGAAGCUUACAGCGAGCAAGGGAAAGGGACCCUCCAUAUCAGACUCACUCGACGCACUUCUCAUCUCACUGAGGGAGGCAAAACAUGCAAUUUCCGAGUCGGCAGCAUCCGGAAUAACACCCGACCAAGUGAUCAAAGAAUUGGGACAAGCCGUCGACUCGAAGAAGAAGGAGGUUGAAGAGCGUCAGAAAGAAGUAUAUAAUUCUGUUUCUCGUCUAGGGAAGGCUCUCGAUAAAAAAUUCCCGACACCACUCCCAUCUUAUCCAGACAUAUUCUCAUCCCCCGCUUCAAUCACUGCUCUCGAGCGCACCAUAGCCCUUCAUCUAUUGCGCACUGGGCAAUUCGACACGGCAGGAGUAUUUCUCCAGGAAUGUGCACUUGAUAUCCCAGCAGAGCUUCGUGCCCAAUUCAUUGACCUUCAUCGUAUUCUUCAAGCAUUGAGGAAUCAGGAUGUUGGUCCAGCCCUUGGAUGGGUUGCGAAGAAUCAGCAAUUUCUACUGAGCCGUUCCUCACCCCUAGAGUUCAACCUUCAUCGAUCGCAAUUUAUUCGACUCCUACUCAGUUCACACCCGCCGAACUUUAUGCAAGCUCUUUCCUAUGGCAAAGAGUGCUUGACUGCCUUCACUGAUGAGCACCAAGGGGAGCUGAUGCGACUGUAUGGCUGCAUGGCGUAUCUUCCUUUGUCCAAGUUGCAAACGUCGCCUUAUGCAGACUUGGCCUCCCCUUCGUUACACUUUGACCUGGAGCCACUCUUUGCGAAAGAGUACUGCGCCAGUCUCGGAAUGAGUCGUCAAGUUCCACUCCGUGUUGUAGGAGAUAUUGGGGGUGGCGGAGCACUCGCCAGAAUCGAAAAGGGCCGCAAGGUCAUGCGAGAGCGGAAGAGCGAGUGGAGUCAGGUGGACGAGCUUCCGAUCGAAAUACCCUUGCCACCAGAGAAUCGCUACCAUUCCAUCUUUACUUGUCCAGUGUCGAAGGAACAAGCUAGCGACGUGAACCCUCCUAUGAUGAUGGUUUGUGGACAUGUUGUGACCAAGGAUAGUCUCCACAAGCUCAGCAAGCCCACGGGAUACGACGCAGACCGAAGGGUCAAGUGUCCUUAUUGUCCAAUGGAGUCGAACUUGUCGUCUGCUAUGAGGGUAUACUUCUAG
This is a messenger RNA of Mycena indigotica, 1200 nucleotides long. Its product is annotated as CTLH domain-containing protein. NCBI's taxonomy places the organism in Eukaryota, Fungi, Basidiomycota, Agaricomycetes, Agaricales, Mycenaceae. Gene Ontology annotation, biological process: proteasome-mediated ubiquitin-dependent protein catabolic process. Bases 19 to 1200 code for a protein of 393 amino acids. Gene Ontology annotation, cellular component: cytoplasm; GID complex; nucleus. The record is from RefSeq and is a predicted model, not a curated record. The transcript has 6 exons. Gene Ontology annotation, molecular function: ubiquitin protein ligase activity.